Molecule: messenger RNA, 1135 nt
Organism: Notothenia coriiceps (black rockcod)
Lineage: Eukaryota; Metazoa; Chordata; Actinopteri; Perciformes; Nototheniidae
Gene: mlx
Product: MAX dimerization protein MLX
Exons: 8
Coding region: 37-774 (245 amino acids)
Biological process (GO): regulation of transcription by RNA polymerase II
Cellular component (GO): nucleus
Molecular function (GO): protein dimerization activity; RNA polymerase II cis-regulatory region sequence-specific DNA binding; DNA-binding transcription factor activity, RNA polymerase II-specific
Source: RefSeq, a predicted model, not a curated record
UCGAAGGCAGCAGCAGAGCUUAUUUUACAUUUCAAAAUGACGGACCCAACAACGUCGCCCGAGGAUCAUUGGAAAACAGACGGAGCUUUCAGUGACAGUGGCUUUGACCCUAGUUUCUUUGCUGAAACGGGCAGAAAGGGUUCUAUUGUGUCCAGAGCCAACAGCAUCGGCUCGACAAGCGCCUCUUCAGUACCCAAUACAGAUGAUGAAGACAGUGAUAACAAACAUGAGACGUCGUAUAAGGACUCGUAUAAAGAUCGGCGGAGACAAGCGCACACGCAGGCUGAGCAGAAACGCAGGGAUGCUAUCAAGAAAGGCUACGAUGACCUCCAGUCCAUAGUACCAACCUGCCUGCAGCAGUCUGACUUUGCAGUGGGAGCGCAAAAGAUCAGCAAGGCCACCGUGCUACAGAAAACAAUCGACUACAUUCAUUUCCUUCAUAAAGAAAAGAAGAAGCAAGAGGAGGAAGUAACUGUGCUAAGGAAAGAAGUGAUGGCGCUGAAAAUCAUGAAAACCAACUAUGAGCACAUUGUGAAGGCCCACCAGAACCACCCUGCGCAGGGAGAGGAUCAGGUGUCGGACCAGGUCAAGUUCAACAUCUUUCAGAGCAUCAUGGACUCCCUGUUCCUGUCGUUCAGCAACUCUGUUUCAGUGAGCAGCUUCAAAGAGCUCUCCGCCUGCGUCUUCAGCUGGAUCGAGGAGCACUGCGAGCCACAGACGCUGAGGGAGUUUGUCGUGGGAGUGCUCCGGCAGCUCAAUGGACAGCUUUAUUGACUCAACUCUCCGACAAACUGACUUUGGGCUUGCUCUGGCCUCUCGGCAUGGGGUCAACACUUCAAUCAGCCUCAGGCCACACCAGUAUUUACACUCAAUCCCUGGCUGCAAUUGGAUUACCUCAACCUCACACUAUGGGCCGAGACGAGACGUCGGGUUGGAUUGAGCAGUCACAUGUUUUCAGAGAAAUCCCCCCCUCAUUGUAUUGUACAUACCUACCGUUGUGUAUAUUUCAGCCUCUGCUGAUUGUUCUGCUUUGAAAUGCAAGGGGGAACACAAACUUCAUUUGAAAAACUGUUUUCAAAUGAAUGUAUACAGUGGAGGAAAUAAGUAUUUGAUCCCUUGCAGAUUUUGUAAGUUC